GAGCCAAUAUUUAUUUUCCCUCCGUUUGGUUAGCUCCUCCGAGCUACAAAAGCUACAAGAGCCACAAGAGCGAAGAAAGAGAAAGAUCAGAGACGAAGAAGCAUGUCUGAGAAAACGCGCGCGCUCCGAGCUCUGGUGACGCAGCGGCUGAGCGCGGCCGCGGACGAGAUCUUUGCUCUGGUGGAGAGAACAAUAGCGGAGUAUGAAGAGGAACUGCGCCGCUCCAAAGAGGAGACCCACAGGAACCAGAGGAACCAGAGGAACCAGCAGAACCUGGACUCGGACCUGAGCCCGCAGCUCCGGCUCCACAGAACCGCGGACGCUCAGGUUCAGACGUAUUUGGAAAUGGGAAACUUUUCGCCUCAAAUGAAGGAUUAUUCCGAGAUUUUGGGCGAAGACUUUAACUGCACCGUAAAAAACGAGUCCGAGGAGCAAAGUGAGGAAGAGGAGGAGGAGUGGGCUCAGGCCAACAGCUCCGCUCAACCUCCACACGACGGAAACCACUACAGCCACGUGCAGACAGAGGGCGCAGCUGGGCUUUUUCCCUCCUUUAAAUUCGGAGACUUUUCAAUGAACAAAAGCCCGACCGCGACGUCCAGCGACUUCUGCGCCGUGGAAGACGACGGGAUAAAACACCAGUGUCAUUUUUGUGAAAAGAAAUUCCGAGACAAACACAACCUGAAGCGUCACAUCACGGUGCACACGGGGGAAAAACCUUUCAGCUGUACAGUUUGCGGCCGCUGUUUCUCUCAGAAGGAAACCCUACGGCAGCACAUGGGCCUCCACAGCCGCUCCAAGACCGAGCCGAGGAUCAGGCGGGGCGGCUCUCCGCGGACGGCUCCGGCGGCCCAGGACCCGGCGGCGAGUCCGUCCAAGAGCGCCCCCUUCAGCUGCCCCGUGUGCGCGCGCUGCUUCACCCGGCCCUUCUCCCUGCAGUCGCACAUGGUCACGCACACGGGGGAGAAGCCCUUCCUGUGUUUACAGUGUAACAUGAGGUUUAACCGCAAAUCCAACUUAAAACGACACGCAAAAACCCACGCGCCCAAAUGAGAACGAAGCCGAGGAAAUGUUUUAGCAAAAUGUUUUUAAGCUGAAAAAAAAAAACGGAACGUCAGACUCUGUGAUUCUGUGAGGCUGUGCCACGUUUACAUGAGAGAUUUAACUCUGAAUCAAAAUGAAUUCCGUUUUUAAAAGUCCAUUUAAACACUUGAAAUUAAAAUGAUUCGGAAUUCAACUUGAUUCUGAAAUAAGUGUUUGGUUUAUUCAGAUUUUAAAGCUGAGUGAAUUUGGUUCCUGGAUCAUGUUUGUCAUUUCUUCUUGUUAAAAUAAUGUUGGUGCUUCAUGUUCGUCGUGUCGUCCUUCGAUCCGGCUCCACCAGUCGUGUCUCGGGACUUUGCUCCACGUCUCUUUGGGUUUGUGAGCGGGAUGUGGGAGUGGGCUGAGCGUUUGUCUUCUUCCUCCUUCUCCGACACUCUUCCCUCCUCCUCCUCAGCUCACAGACGGAAAGUGUGAUGAGACAAUUCUCCAGCAGCUGCUUCGCAAUUCUCAAAAAGUUUAUCGAAAAGUUUGGAUGGUGUUUGUGUCCGUGGAGGAACGACAAACCCAGACGACAGAAAAGUCGGGAGCAGCUCAAGUGUGUGUUCAAUCUGUGUGUCGUUCGUUCAAUCGUUUUUCAAUAUAAAACCAAAAAUAAGAAAAUGAAAAAACAACUAUUUUCUUCAUUAUUUGUCUCCAAAACCA
Boleophthalmus pectinirostris (great blue-spotted mudskipper) is the source of this 1740-nucleotide messenger RNA. RefSeq names its product gastrula zinc finger protein XlCGF57.1-like. The coding region runs from base 103 to 1050 and encodes 315 amino acids. The record is from RefSeq and is a predicted model, not a curated record. The transcript has 2 exons. NCBI's taxonomy places the organism in Eukaryota, Metazoa, Chordata, Actinopteri, Gobiiformes, Gobiidae.